Messenger RNA from Agelaius phoeniceus (red-winged blackbird), 1503 nucleotides. Its product is annotated as hemoglobin subunit epsilon-like. Gene Ontology annotation, biological process: hydrogen peroxide catabolic process; oxygen transport. The record is from RefSeq and is a predicted model, not a curated record. NCBI's taxonomy places the organism in Eukaryota, Metazoa, Chordata, Aves, Passeriformes, Icteridae. Gene Ontology annotation, molecular function: peroxidase activity; oxygen binding; organic acid binding. Gene Ontology annotation, cellular component: haptoglobin-hemoglobin complex; hemoglobin complex; blood microparticle.
ACUGAGAGGGAGAGAAGAUGAUUCACAGCAAGUUCCAAAAGGUUUUUUUUUUCCUGCAAGGAGACUGGGCAGGCACAGAGUCACCAACCCCCAAGUAUUUCAUGACUUUUCAUAGGCUUCAUGACAGAUAUGAGUGGUUUCCCAUGAAGGUGAUUGUUCAUGGGCUUCAGGCAGAAAGGAGUGACCUGUGUGGAUGAGCAGGUCUCCUCCUGCCAGCAGCGUGUCUGGGGCUGGGAAGGACAGCAGAGCUGGACAGGGACUGGGGACAAGGCCUGCAGGGACAGCACCCAGGGAAUGGCUGCCAGUGCCAGAGGGCAGGGCUGGGUGGGAUCUUGGCCAUGAGGAAUUGUUCCCUGGCAGGGUGGGCAGGCCCUGGCACAGGGUGCCCAGAGCAGCUGGGGCUGCCCCUGCAUCCCUGGCAGUGCCCAAGGCCAGGCUGGGCACUGGGGACAGUGGGAGGUGUCCCUGCCAUGGCAGGGGUGGCACUGGGGGGGAUUUGGGGUCCCUCCAUCCCAACCCAUUCUAUCAUUCCAUGAUCCCACAGCCCGAGCAGACCCCCUGGCAUUCCCUGAGACACAGCAGGAUGGGAGCAGCCCUCGCUGCUGCUGCCUUGUGGCUUCACUCCCACCUCCAUUCCCAGCCUGCUCCAAGUGCCCCCAGCACACACAUCCUGUGGGGUGCCCUCUCCCCAUGCUGCUUUUCCUGCUCCCAUUCCAUGGUGUCAGAACGUCCCUGUGGGUGCCAGCACCCCUUGGGCGGUGCCCAGUGCAGCACUGGCAGCACCCAGGUCCUGCAGGGGCUGAUAAGGGGGUGCAGGAGGGUGGGCAGCCCUGGCAGCCUUUUCCCUGCCUAUCCCCUCUUCCUGCCCGUGCCAGGCUGAGCUUGGCUUCAUUUGCCAUCAUGGUCCAGCCCCCCAGCUCUGGGGACUGGAUUUUCUGGAGAAAAGGCAAAUCCACCAUGGUGCACUGGUCAGCCGAGGAGAAGCAGCUCAUCACCAGCGUGUGGGCCAAGGUCAGCGUGGAGGAAUGCGGCGCCGAGGCCCUGGCCAGGCUGCUGAUCGUCUACCCCUGGACCCAGAGGUUCUUCUCUGACUUCGGGAACCUGUCCAGCCCCACGGCCAUCAUCGGCAACCCCAAGGUGCGUGCCCAUGGCAAGAAGGUGCUGACCUCCUUCGGGGAGGCCAUCAAGAACCUGGACAACCUCAAGGGCACCUACUCCAAGCUGUCAGAGCUGCACUGUGACAAGCUGCACGUGGACCCCGAGAACUUCAGGCUCCUCGGGGAUGUCCUUGUCAUCGUCCUGGCGUCCCACUUGGGCGGGGAUUUCAGCCCUGUGUGCCAGUGUGCCUGGCAGAAGCUCGUGGGUGUGGUGGCCCACGCUCUGGCCCACAAGUACCACUGACCACCCUGGGGAGAGCAGGAGCCUGGGCCAGCCCCAGCCCCACGGGGAGCCCCUGACCCUGAUCACCCUCCAAGAAACCCUCCAAUAAACCCAUCCAUCAGC